Molecule: messenger RNA, 5140 nt
Organism: Callorhinchus milii (elephant shark)
Lineage: Eukaryota; Metazoa; Chordata; Chondrichthyes; Chimaeriformes; Callorhinchidae
Product: poly [ADP-ribose] polymerase tankyrase-2
Exons: 27
Coding region: 12-3536 (1174 amino acids)
Cellular component (GO): cytoplasm; nucleus
Molecular function (GO): protein binding; NAD+ poly-ADP-ribosyltransferase activity
Source: RefSeq, a predicted model, not a curated record
CUGGCUCUUUAAUGGCCUCCCGCCGGUGUCCGGGAGCCGCGGGCUCGCCUUCCACUUCGAGCCCCGGAGAGCGCUCUCCCGUCCCGACUCACAGCGACCCGGCCCGGGAGUUGUUCGAGGCCUGCAGGAACGGGGACGUGGCCCGAGUGAAGCGGCUGGUCAGCGCCGACAACGUGAACGCUCGAGACACGGUCGGGCGCCGGUCGACGCCUUUGCAUUUCUCCGCAGGGUUUGGACGCAAAGAUGUAGUUGAGUUUUUGCUUCAGAGUGGUGCUAAUGUCCAUGCAACAGAUGAUGGAGGUCUUAUUCCUCUUCAUAAUGCCUGUUCAUUUGGCCAUGCAGAAGUUGUCAAUCUGCUGCUACGCCAAGGCACUGAUCCUAAUGCUCGAGAUAAUUGGAACUACACGCCUCUCCAUGAAGCCGCCAUCAAAGGCAAAAUUGACGUAUGCAUAGUGUUGCUUCAACAUGGAGCUGAUCCACAAAUUCGUAAUACUGAUGGGAGGACAGCGUUCGAUCUGGCAGAUCUAUCUGCUAAAGCUGUUUUGACAGGUGACUACAAGAAGGAUGAGUUACUGGAGACUGCAAGGAGUGGAAAUGAAGAAAAGUUGAUGUCCCUGCUUACACCACUGAAUGUAAACUGCCAUGCAAGUGAUGGUAGAAAGUCUACUCCACUUCAUCUAGCAGCAGGAUAUAAUCGUGUUAAGAUCGUACAACUGCUCCUUCAGCAUGGUGCUGAUGUUCACGCUAAGGAUAAAGGAGAUUUGGUUCCUCUGCACAAUGCAUGUUCCUAUGGCCAUUAUGAAGUCACAGAACUUUUGGUUAAGCAUGGUGCCUGUGUGAAUGCUAUGGACCUGUGGCAGUUUACUCCUUUACACGAGGCUGCCUCUAAAAACAGAGCAGAAGUGUGUUCCCUGUUGUUGAGCUAUGGUGCUGAUCCAACUUUACUGAAUUGUCACUCUAAAAGUGCAAUUGAUUUAGCACCUACUCCACAACUAAAAGAACGGUUAGCAUAUGAAUUCAAAGGACAUUCAUUACUACAGGCUGCAAAAGAAGCAGAUAUUGUCCGGGUAAAAAGGCAUCUUUCUGCAGAGAUUGUGAAUUUUAAACAUCCGCAAACUCAUGAAACAGCCCUGCAUUGUGUCGCUGCCUCUCAAUACCCAAAACGAAAACAAGUGGCUGAAUUAUUAUUAAGAAAAGGAGCCAAUGUGAACGAAAAGACACAAGACUUUUUAACACCACUUCAUGUAGCUUCAGAAAAGGCACAUAAUGAUGUGAUAGAUGUGCUUGUAAAAAAUGAAACCAAGGUGAAUGCCUUGGACAAUCUUGGCCAGACACCUUUACACAGGGCUGCACAUUGUGGGCAUCUUCAGACAUGUCGUUUAUUGCUGACCUCAGGAUCUGAUUCAUCUAUCGUAUCCUUGCAAGGUUUCACUGCAUUGCAAAUGGGUAAUGAAAGCGUACAGCAGAUGUUACAAGCAGAAGAUGUCUGUGUUGGAAAUUUAGAUGUGGAUCGGCAAUUAUUAGAAGCAGCCAAAGCUGGAGACUUAGAUGUUGUAAAGAGGCUAUGUACACUUCAGAAUGUAAACUGCAGAGAUGUAGAAGGUCGACAAUCUACACCACUCCAUUUUGCAGCUGGCUAUAACAGAGUGUCCGUUGUGGAAUAUUUGCUGCAACAUGGAGCUGAUGUUCAUGCCAAGGACAAAGGGGGUUUGGUUCCAUUGCACAAUGCUUGUUCCUAUGGGCAUUAUGAAGUUGCCGAACUGCUUGUUAAACAUGGUGCAGUAGUAAAUGUAGCAGAUUUGUGGAAGUUUACUCCAUUGCAUGAGGCUGCAGCUAAGGGAAAAUAUGAAAUUUGUAAACUUUUAUUACUGCAUGGUGCUGAUCCAACCAAGAGGAACAGAGAUGGAAAUACACCCUUAGACCUGAUAAAAGAAGGAGACACAGACAUUCAGGACCUGUUGAGUGGAGAUGCUGCCUUACUUGAUGCUGCAAAGAAGGGUUGUUUGGCCAGGGUGAAAAAGCUGUGUACACCAGAUAAUGUUAACUGCAGAGACACACAGGGCAGACAUUCAACUCCUUUACAUUUGGCAGCUGGGUACAACAAUCUAGAAGUUGCAGAAUACCUAUUACAACGUGGUGCUGAUGUGAAUGCUCAAGACAAAGGUGGCCUGAUUCCCUUGCAUAAUGCUGCUUCAUAUGGGCAUGUGGAUGUAGCAGCCUUGUUGAUAAAGUAUAUUGCUUGCGUAAAUGCAACAGACAAGUGGGCCUUUACUCCCCUUCAUGAAGCAGCCCAGAAAGGGCGGACACAACUGUGUGCCCUAUUGUUAGCGCAUGGAGCUGAUCCCACAAUGAAAAACCAGGAAGGGCAAACUCCGUUAGACCUAGUCACUGCUGAUGAUGUCCGAGCCUUGUUGAUUGCUGCAAUGCCUCCAUCUGCUCUGCCAUCCUGCUAUAAGCCUCACGCUGUUGUAAUCAAUGCAUCUCAAACAGCAGGAACCACAGCUCCUUCCUUACCCUCUGUGCCUUCCAGUCCAUCACAUCUCUCAGCUUCAACCAGUCUAGAUAAUCUUACAAAUAGUUUUUCUGAACUGGCUUCAAGUGGCAGCUUAUGUGGUGCAGAAGGAACUAUUGGUUUUGAGAAAAAAGAAGUUCCGGGAAUAGAUAUGACUAUUAACCAGUUUAUGAGGAAUUUGGGCAUGGAACAUUUAUGUGACAUUUUUGAAAGAGAACAGAUCACAUUAGAUGUAUUGUUUGAAAUGGGACAUAAAGAACUCAAAGAAAUUGGAAUAAAUGCUUACGGACAUAGACAUAAAAUCAUUAAAGGAGUUGAAAGACUAAUUGCUGGACAGCAAGGCAUCAAUCCAUAUAUAACUUUAAACACUUCCGGCAGUGGUACAAUACUAAUUGAUUUGUUACCAGAUGACAAGGAGUUCCAGUCUGUAGAAGAAGAGAUGCAGAGCACGGUUCGAGAACACAGAGAUGGUGGCCAUGCUGGAGGAGUUUUUAAUAAAUACAACUUUUUAAAGAUUCAAAGGGUAUGUAACAAAAGACUGUGGGAGAGGUACACUCACCGAAGAAAAGAAGUAUCUGAGGAAAAUCACAACCAUUCAAAUGAAAGAAUGCUAUUUCAUGGUUCUCCCUUUGUAAAUGCAAUAAUACACAAGGGGUUUGAUGAAAGGCAUGCUUACAUUGGAGGAAUGUUUGGAGCAGGCAUAUAUUUUGCAGAAAAUUCGUCCAAAAGUAACCAGUAUGUUUAUGGAAUAGGCGGUGGCACUGGCUGUCCCUUACAUAAAGACAGGUCAUGUUACAUUUGUCACAGACAAAUGGUGUUUUGUCGAGUAACACUAGGCAAGUCAUUCUUGCAGUUCAGUGCAAUGAAAAUGGCUCAUGCUCCUCCUGGUCAUCAUUCUGUCACUGGCCGGCCCAGUGUGAAUGGUCUAGCAUUAGCUGAGUAUGUCAUUUAUAGAGGCGAACAGGCUUACCCUGAAUAUAUGAUAACCUAUCAGAUUAUGAAGCCAGAAAAUUCAUCUGAUUGAUACUUUUUUUAAACAGUGUAUCACAAAGUUGACAUAAAUACACUGCAAUGUUACAUUUGCAUUUGUUUGGAAGGUGAACACAUUAUAUAAUUUCAUAUUUUGAAAACAAAAACAGUUACACCCCACAGAAUGUUGAUAGCUUUUACAAUGUGAAGAAUGUCAAUUGAACAACCUAAAAAAAACCUUCAGUGUACAAAGGAAGUAACUUUUCUGGAGAACUGCCAGUAUUCCAGCACUUUAAUAGAAACCAUUCCAGAAGAAAGCUGGCUUUUGCUUUUCAAAUUAUGGAUGAAAUGCCUUCCUUGCAGAAAGUGACUUGAAAUAAUUGUACAGAAUUCGGAUUUCUGUUGCUCUUUGCUAGUCUAAUCAUGACACUCGAUCUCUAUAGAAUACUGAAUUUGCAGAACAUUUAGCAGUGUUUCAGAUUAAAAACACCAUAAUAUGGUAUACUCAUUUGUAAAACAAUUGUAAAUAAAAAUGAUUUUGUACUAGUCCAGUAACUUAUUUACACUGCUUUUGUAAUAUGAAUGUACUGUGUUUUGAAGUGCAGACUUAAGAAUCUUUUGAACAGCUUAAUAGGUAAUUUUUCAAAAGUUCCUUGAUGUAUCACAAAUUUAAAAUAUCCCAGCUAUAUCAUCAUUGAAGUCCCAUUAAAGGGAAGUGAAUAGAUUUUGAAAAAUCUGCCUGCACUUUCAUUACUAUAAUUUUUCUUAUUCUUGAAGAAAAAUUAUACUACUAUCCAUGAAUUAUGUAAAUGAGUCAUGAAAUUACAUAAAACUGACCGUUAACAUUAAGAUAUGCAUGGAGAAAAAUAGACUUAGGGCAUGUGUAUAAUUGUUUUUUGACUUGCUGUUUUAGUUGCAUGAAAAAAAUUGUGCUCCCUAGUCAUUUAAUCCAUUAACUAAAAGUUCAGUGUUUUAAUAUGGUCCUAUCACUUGAAAUUCAUUGUAAGCUAAAUUUCUAAUUAUAUGAUCAUUGUGCAGUGUGUACAACCUACCCAUCAAGAACUGUGUUUAACUUAAAUGACUUGUCACAUUCCAUGCUUGUGUUAGCUCAUUACAUUAUAUUCGCUUGCAUCCUAAUGGUGUGUUGAUGAAUGAUUAUUGUAAAGCAUAUACAAUUUUGUGUAGGCUGUUUUAAUAAGAAGGAUGUUUUUAGUGCAGGUUCAUUCCAUAAUAUGUAUGUUAAUCUGAACUUGUUCUCAAUGUAUGGAAAUGUACCAGAAACCGGUUUAAGUCUUACCUUAUCCAAUAUACAUUGCAUUUUUUUAGAAUUAAAUAAAUUUUUGAUUUGUCCACCUACGAGAGUCAAUUCACAAAUUCCCGUUUGUCAACUCAAUUUGUAUCUUUUCAUUUGACUUUGAGAAAAAAAAUCCUUGCUACCAGAACUGCAGAAAAACAACUAAGAUACAAUACAUCAAUGAAUCUCACAGUUAUGUAUUUGAGGAAUAAAGUGUCACAUAAAGCAUUUUUUAAAAAAUUUGCAGCUCAUGCACUAAGACUGAAAAAUCCCUUGACAUUCAUUUUAAUGUCACUGAGAUGUUGAGUAACUUUAUUACUGUAAUUAUGUAACAAUAAAGAACUUUAAAAAUGUCACAAUAAAAC